This is a messenger RNA of Girardinichthys multiradiatus, 2937 nucleotides long. RefSeq names its product interferon alpha/beta receptor 2-like. The coding region runs from base 1227 to 2180 and encodes 317 amino acids. The transcript is spliced from 7 exons. The record is from RefSeq and is a predicted model, not a curated record. NCBI's taxonomy places the organism in Eukaryota, Metazoa, Chordata, Actinopteri, Cyprinodontiformes, Goodeidae. Gene Ontology annotation, molecular function: protein binding.
UUAACAGUCAUUGUAAAUGCAUCAUUCUCACUAUCAAAGAUCAGUCUGAAGGAUGAAGUCUUUACCGAUCCAUUGAGCAGGGCAGUGGUUUCCUGUAUGUCUUCCAGGAUUAAGAUUUAUUUAGGAUCAACACUAAGAUAUUUUAUACUUCCAUUAAAGUAGAAAUGUAAUAAAAAUCUGGUAAAAAGUUUCUAAAUUUACUCAAUAACAUGAGAAACUGUGACACACAUUGAGAGAAAUGUUUAAAAUGAAUACUUUGGAGGUGAAGUGUUCCCAUAGUGAAACAUGGUGGUGGCAGCAGCAUGCUGAAGGGAUGCUUUUCUUCUGCAGGGAGGGCUGGACAGUGCUGGAAGAACACCUGUUGGAGACCAGGGUGGAGGUUCAACCCUAAACAUACAGCCAGAGCUAGAAUGGCCCAGUCAAAGUCCUGAUGAAAUCCAGUUUCAGAAAGUUACCAAAACACUCAAAAUGAAGCUCACCUUCCAGUCUGACUGAGUUCGUGGUAUUUUGGCAUGGAUGAAUGGGUAAACGUUUCGGUCUGUAGGAAGCUGGAUGACGUGUUGCUGUAAUCGCAGUAAAACAGGGUUUUACUAAAUAUGGACUCAGGGGAACUGAAUUCAAAUGAAACACAUUUUCAGGGUUUUAUUAGUAAAACAAACGUUUCAUUUUUCCUCUACUUCACAACAAACAAUCCCAGUACAUCUUGAGAUAUGAGAAAUGUGAAGAGGUUUAAGGAUUAUAAAUGCAGGCGCUGUUUUUAUGUGUUGACUUUGUUGGACCUGCAGUAAGUUUUAUGUUUGUGUUGAAUCAGGUUUUAUCUCUUCAGGUAAGGAUCCUUUUCAUGUGGAAUGACUCAUAUAUCAGAGUUAAUUGGACUACUGGAAUGAAACUGGGUGAAAAGAAAAACUCUGAAAGUCCUUCAGAAAGCCUGGACAGCUGUUGAUCAGGAGCAUCUGGACCACAGGAGUUGACAUGAAGAGAAAUGAUCAGAAAUGCUCAUAAACCCCAGAGUCUUACUUGUUGCUCCAUGUCGAUUCAUUCCUCCGUCUGAUUUUGUUGCAGUUAAAGGUGCCUGAGCUCUGAACCAAGUGGUGCUGGGAGGGAAACGUCCGUUCAGGCUGCAGACACACAGGGAGGGACUUCUCAGGAAACAGAAACUGUGUGUGACAGUCUUCAUUUCCCAGCCCCCACACCUCCUCCACCACCACCCCAUCACCUCCCUCUAUAUGUUCUCUGCUCUGACACAACAACAAACCUGCUCUGGCUGCUUAGUGUCAUCUGUGAGCCGGCAGAACGUCUAUGGAGGGACGAUGGGGCUCUGGACGCUGCUUCUCCUGCAUUUACACCUGGCAGUUUGCGUUUCCCUCCCAGCACCAUCCAAUGUUUCCAUCUCCUCCUACAACAUGGAGCACAUCCUCAGAUUCUCUCCAGGACCUGGGACCCCCUCAGAUGCCUACUUCACCGUUCAGAUCUGCAACUCCAGGAAGCAGCAGUGGAAAACUGUGCCUUGGUGUGCGGCGCUGAUGGCUGGACAGACGUGCAAUUUAACCAACAAGUUAAAUGACGUGUUUGACCACUACAUGGCCCAAGCACGGGCCUUCAGAACCAACCAGACCUCCAAAUGGAUCAAAUCGAGGGAGUUCCAGCCUCUGACAGACACUGUGCUGGGACCUCCUGAAUUUUCUGUGUCCGGUUGUGGGAAUUGUUUGAUCCUGCAGAUCCGAGAUGCCUCAGAGCGUCAGUUUGAACACAACUCACAGCUGAAGGAUCUAUUCUGGGGACUCGACCUGAAUGUGAAAAGAACGAGAGACGGUGCUGAGUUCAAACUGAAUCUGCCCUACAAACAUGAGAGCGUGAUCCCGUACCUGCAGCCAGGUGUGGAAUACUGCGUCUCCGUGUCCUUCAGGUCCAUCAUAAACCACAAAAGUGUCGCCAGUGAACAACGCUGCGCCUUCACCAGUCCUCCUCCGCCCCAACACAUACUGUUCCUGGUCCUUGGCCUGUUUGGGGGUUUUACUCUUGUGGUGUUCCUCGUCGUGGGUCGGGUCAUCUUCAGAAGUAAGGUUAAAAAACAUCAUGUGUCCUGGAUGAAGUUCACGUCGCAGCCCUACAGCUGCCUGAUGUCUUCUCUGACUGAGGAAGACUCUGAUACGACCUCGAAGAACCAAGAGUUCGGUUAGUUUGAGUUCAUCUACUGGAUGGAAGAUUUUUAAUACACGUAAACUUUUAUAUUUGAGUUGUUCUCAGGAAAUCUGACCUCCUCACCUCCCUGAGGGGAUCUUCAUACAGUUACAGUUACUUAAAAUAAUCACUGUUAAUCAGUGCGGAGACUAAUCAGUCCUGAUUGUCUAAUCCUUUCUCACUGAGGUUUAUUUCAGUUGUUCUUUGUUAAAUUAUGUGUAUCUUGUUAAAGACAUUUCUGUCAGUGUGAUUUAAACAGUGAAUAAUAGAAUGAGCUCUUCUCUGUACUGUGACAUCUUGGUUUGGUGUGUUUGAAUGUGUAAAACUUCUGGAAAAAUGUCUGAAAUGUUUUAUUAUGUUAUAGAAGAACAAAAUGUUUUAGAGAUAUGGAAAAGACACCUGGAAUUGUUGCUGUUUUUUUUAUAUUCAUACAGCCUGUUUUGGAUUUCUGUAAAAACAAAAUGCACAGAUUUGACCUGUAAAUAAAUGAACCAUUUUCCAGCUGACUUAAAAAAAAGCUGCAGAGGUGAGAAAUGAACCAUUUGGAUCAAUAAUCCAAUCAUAUUUAAACUCAGGGACAGUCCGAGCAGAUUCUGAUGAAACUGGGAUUUGAGAAGAUCCAAGCUGGUGUUUGAAAUUCAGAAAAUAUGUUUUAUUUCCUCUUAACAGCGACUCUUCAGGACAUCUGCGCAGUAACUAAUUUCUGAGCCUUUCGUUUGUUGAACAUGCAAUAAAUGUAUUGUUUAUUUUCCUAUA